AUUACUGAUUGCAUGCCUUCAGCCACAAUACCGUAAUUGUCUCUAAAACUUCACUGUAAACAUGCCUCAUUUUACAAGUAUCUUUGAUGGAAUCGAUACCUUGCAAUUAAUGAUAUUAAUCAUGACAACUUAGGAAUUUGAUUAUUUCUACGCUGGAUUGGCAACAAGAUGACGGCAGUCGAGGAGUGGAGGAAUAUAACGCAUAUUCCUUACGAAUCCUUGGUCAAGACCUAUUUUGUUGUGGAGUGUAGUAUCAUCGGUCCGAUCAUCGUUGGAAACCUCCUAAUCAUCAUUAGUCUGCUGAGGUUUCAUCGUCUCCGUAAACGAAUUUAUAUUUUGGUUGGAAACCUUGCCGUAUCGGAUCUUCUUAUCGGUCUUGUCCUUAUUCCUUAUGACCUUGUCUUUCUAUCUAACCCAGAACUUGCUCGACAAAAGUAUUUCUGCUUGAUCCGCCACUCCCUGUCCGAUAUGCUUCUCGGAGCAUCCGUUAUGAACCUCUUUGCAAUAUCAUUGGAGCGAUACAUCGCUGUAGUCCAUCCUUUACAUCACGCUGCGAUAUGUACUUGGAAAUCCUUAUCGACAGUAAUUGUGAUGUGCUGGUUGUUGUCAAUAUUACUUGCCUCGCUUCCACUUCUCGGUUGGAACCAAUGGGAAGAGAAUGUGCCUUGUGAUAUAUUGUGGAUUUGGCCAAAGGCUUUCAAGAGCAUCAUGUUCAUCUAUUUCACGUCAUCUAUAGUGGUAAACUUUUUUAUGUACAUUAAGGUCGUGAAAACAGCAUGGAGACAGUUUAAAAUUUGUGACAAGCCUAUCCAGCGUCACGGCGACCGCCAUAGGAUUACCAGCAAGUCAUACAGAAAGACCAAAAUUAUGAUUCUUCUACUGGGAGCCUUUGCCAUCUGCUGGGGUCCGUAUCUAAUCGUUGUGAUAUUUGACACACUAUUUCUUGAGAACAACACAACAAUGAUGACCAUCAGAAAAUUUCUAUCUGUAAUGGGACUGGUCAACUCGGGGCUGAACUGGGUUAUAUUCGGACUGAAAAAUGCGAUGUUCCGGAAAGCGUUUACUUACUUGCUGCGGUGUGGAGUGGGUGUUAGUGAGGAGAGUUUGGCUGUCUCAAGCUCAAUCACACCAGUUUAAUAUACUGUAGAGUGAUAUUAUGAUUUGGUUACUGCAUAAAGAUAAUACGUGUAUAGCUGUCUUGGUGGAAACAUGAAGACGAAUUUUGCACUUGCCGUCCAAUAUAUCUGUACAUUGUUAGGGUUUUGGUACUCCGUCCAAUAUGUCAGUACAUUUUGAUAAGGGUUUUAGUAUUUUGUCCAAUGUAUAGGUCUGUACAUUGUAAGGUUUUGUG
Messenger RNA from Saccostrea echinata, 1351 nucleotides. Its product is annotated as tyramine/octopamine receptor-like. The record is from RefSeq and is a predicted model, not a curated record. Bases 169 to 1137 code for a protein of 322 amino acids. Gene Ontology annotation, cellular component: membrane. Gene Ontology annotation, molecular function: G protein-coupled receptor activity. Gene Ontology annotation, biological process: G protein-coupled receptor signaling pathway. NCBI's taxonomy places the organism in Eukaryota, Metazoa, Mollusca, Bivalvia, Ostreida, Ostreidae. The transcript has a single exon.